AUGAACUCCAGCAGCUCCAUCCGAAACACUCACAGCAGCGACAAGGCCCUCCACGAAAACCAUCCAGCACCCAACAGCACCGGCCUCCCCAUCUUCUACAACUGUGGCAGCGACGGCGAAGGCAGUGGCAGUUGUGGUGCUGGUGGCAGCAGCGGAGAAGAAGACGAUUACGGCGAUAAGGUCGUCCAACGCCAACCAAGACGACAGCGAACCCCACCACCACCUCUAAAGACUAUCAUCGACAAGAAUGCCAACAAUACCUACCGACAGACCCAUCUUCUGGGCGAAGGUUCAUUCGGACAUGUCCAUGUAGCUGUCGACGAGAAGGGUGAAAAGGUCGCUCUGAAAACCUUCAAAAUAUUUGACAUCAAGAAUUCGGAUGUCGAGCAAGAGCGGCGAGCAUGCAUGACGAUCCGCGACCAACAGCCUCACCACCCCAAUGUCGUCGCCCCCAUCAGCUUUUUCAAGGACGGAAUGAUUCCCUGUUUGACGAUGGAACUGUGCUCCAACAAGACUAUCGACACCUUGUUGGAUGCCAGGAGAACUCUUCGGGAACAUGAAGUCCGGUAUUUCGGACAGCAGCUGGUGGCCGGUGUGGCCCAUUUACACAGUCUGAACUUAGUCCACUGUGACCUGAAGCCACUCAAUCUGUUCUUGACAGACGAGUUGGUGUUGAAGGUCGGUGACUUUGGUCAGACGCAAGAUCUGGAUGAGCUUGAGGGCUUAUGGGAUGUGGUCGGCACUCCGGGUUUCCAGGCCCCCGAGGUUCUCAGGAAAGAGAGGCACACCGACGCUCUCGAUGUGUUCGCCAUCGGAGCCAUCCUCUUCAGGAUGUUACUCGGUGUGACCUACAAGCUUCCUAGCAAGACCGCGGCUGGUGCGAUGAAGCCUGUCAAGAUUAACGGCAGCGUGAGUCCCCAUGCCAAGGACUUGCUCCAGAGAACUCUCGAGAGCAACCCUGGGAGCCGCAUCACGAUGGCCGAUCUGCUCACCCACCCCUUCCUGACCGACGGGCCUGUGCCGCAGAGUGUCUCCUGGGACAUUCUGCGCACAGCUGCUCCGCUUCCAACCGAGGACGACGCAUCAGAACCUGAUGGCGCUUAUCAGGUUGAGAUUAUCAAUUCGCAGGAAGAGGAGGGUGCCAAGACGCUGGAGGAGCAGACCGGAUCCCAGGUUGGCGAUUCCCCCAAGGAGGAGGAGAAGGAGAAGGACGAGGAAGAUGAGGAAGAGGAGGAAAAGGAGGAAAAGGAGGAGGCCACCCAGACCUUGGAGGUGGCCGAACCCUCGGAGCCAGUCGUCGACCCUGACGACAUUGACCUCGACGACAUCUUUGAACAGGUCGAGGAGGCAAAGAAGGCCAAGAGAGCCAAGAAGGUCUUGGAGGACGACUCGGACGGUGACGACGAGGCGGAGGAAAAAGCUAAGGGUCGCAAGAAGGCCAAGGUCAUCCAAAGGGAGCGGUGA
Messenger RNA from Linnemannia hyalina, 1464 nucleotides. The record is from the annotation of a GenBank genome assembly. NCBI's taxonomy places the organism in Eukaryota, Fungi, Mortierellomycota, Mortierellomycetes, Mortierellales, Mortierellaceae.